UGGAGAAUUCGUUGGCCUAAUCAAUCAACGUCUUCGCGCCCGAGCCAGUGAAGAGGAGAGUUUCAAGACCGCACGUGCCAGUCUGGUGAACAAUGUGGAACAAUGUCGACAGCAAAAGUCAGUUCUGUACCGUUUAUUUUUUUUUACAAUCACUUCGGUUCAGUUUUUGCUAACUCAUAACCCGCCUUUUGAGUACAGAGAUUUCGGUCGCCGCAACGGUAGUUUGUAA
Echinostoma caproni is the source of this 229-nucleotide messenger RNA. The record is from the annotation of a GenBank genome assembly. Lineage: Eukaryota; Metazoa; Platyhelminthes; Trematoda; Plagiorchiida; Echinostomatidae.